Leishmania mexicana MHOM/GT/2001/U1103 is the source of this 2286-nucleotide messenger RNA. RefSeq lists its product as uncharacterized. The annotation marks the transcript as partial. Gene Ontology annotation, molecular function: protein binding. The transcript has a single exon. NCBI's taxonomy places the organism in Eukaryota, Euglenozoa, Kinetoplastea, Trypanosomatida, Trypanosomatidae. The record is from RefSeq and is a predicted model, not a curated record.
AUGGCGCCACCACAUUCUAUCACCUCGACGCCAAGGCAACAUCGGCACGCCGCGCUCAUUGCGGUGUCGCUGUUGUCUGUGGUUCUAGUUUUAUGGGGUGCCGGCGCACACGCCGCUGACGAUGACGCAGAUGCGAGUGCGUGCUCUGGCAGCAGCCCAUACUACACGGCCAUUGAGCACGAGCACACCCGCAACUUUCUCGACUCUUUCAAGGAGUCUAUCCCAACUCUGAAGUCCCUGUGGACGUGCGACAAUUUCUGUGCCCAUCCGGGUAUUCAGUGCACAGCGAUGGGCCUCCACAUCACCCUGAACGUGUCGGCACUGUCGGGAAGUCUUCCUGAGCUCCCGAACAACGUAGAUGGCUUCCGCGUGCUCCUGUCCGGUCUCACCUUUGUUGGCAAAGGAGAGAGUGUGAUCGGUUCCCUGCCCGUCAGCUGGAAUCUUCUCACUCGUCUCUCUUACCUCCACGUCGGCGCCACCGCUCUCUCUGGAACUCUGCCAGAAACGUGGGGAACAUCCGUCGAACGGCGUGUCAUGACAAGACACUCUGUCGCUCCUCUCGCUAGACCCUGCGGCAACUCCUGCUUCCGUUCGAUCCGUCUCGGAGGCAACCACCUAAGCGGUACCCUCCCCGCCAGCUGGUCCAGUAUGAAGGAUCUGCAAGAGAUUUGGAUCAACAACAACCUCUUCACUGGCACCCUGCCCCCCGAGUGGAGCAGCAUCACAAAUCUCCGCACCCUCAACGUACGCAACAACCUCCUAACAGGAACACUGCCCCCGGAGUGGUCCUCCAUGCCCAGUAUUCGCGACAUCAUCCUGGACCACAACAGGUUUUGCGGAUGCGUUCCGGAUUCCUGGAAGCAAACAGACGGCCUCAUUAUCGACGCCGAUGAACCACUCUGGGAACCUGAUUGCGCCGUCUCCAACAGCUGCGAGGAAAACUCCAGCAGCAGCAGUGACGAGUGUUACGCGGCCGUGCCGUUUUACAACACUGCUCAACAAGGAAAUACGCGCGAAUUCCUUGAGGCCUUUAAGGUGACGAUUCCGGUGCUGAGGGAUAUCUGGGUGUGUCCUAACUUCUGCGCUUGGCCGUAUGUAGAGUGCACGAGCUCUGGUGUUGCUGUGGAGAUGGCUGGUGCCCCCCUUUCUGGCUCUCUACCGAAUAUUCCAGCUGGCGUAGAUGCAAACGACGUGGUUGUCAACAAGGUGGAUAUGAGCGACGUCGUAGACUUGAGCUAUAAGUUUCCGGCGAGCUGGGGCGCAAUGGUAUCACUGAAGCACUUCGCCGUCCGCGGAACACAUCUUUUUGGCGAUCUGCCGCCGGAGUGGGGCAGCAUGUCAGGCCUUGAAUAUUUCGACGCUGGUUUAACAAUGAUUACCGGGCAGCUCCCAAGUAGCUGGUCCAGCUUGAAGAAGUUGAAGGUGUUGCGCAUAAACGAGGCAAUGCUUUCUGGCACCCUUCCUAAAUCCUGGAGCAGCAUGUCAUCCCUACGAGAGUUAAACAUAAGCUGCAAUACCAUCGAUGCAGGCCUUCCACCGUCCUGGAGUGCCCUGGCGAACAUGCAUACAUUGCACCUGCAGAAUAACGUCUUCCAAGGAACUCUACCACCGUCGUGGAAAAGACUCACUAACAUGGAAGACUUCCGCGUAGAUAACAACCAACUCGUCGCCUCCAUCCCCGAGUCCUACAGCGACUGGAAGAAGAUGACCAAUGCCGAUCUGAGAAAGAACAACUUCUGCGGAUGCCUUCCUUCGAGGUGGAUCGCUGAAAAUGGCCACACAGUGUCUGCCAACGCUGACCCACCAGUUAUGGCACCAGAUUGUGCCAUAGCAAACCGCUGCCAAGACCCGCCCACGUCGUCUUCGUCGUCUGCCCCGUCCAGCAGCAGCUCUGCGCCGUCUUCGUCGUCCGCGCCGUCCAGCAGCAGCUCCGCGCCGUCCUCGUCGUCUGUGCCGUCCAGCAGCAGCUCUGCGCCGUCUUCGUCGUCCGCGCCGUCCAGCAGCAGCUCUGCGCCGUCUUCGUCGUCCGCGCCGUCCAGCAGCAGCUCCGCGCCGUCUUCGUCGUCCGCGCCGUCCAGCAGCAGCUCUGCGCCGUCCUCGUCGUCCGCGCCGUCCAGCAGCAGCUCUGCGCCGUCCUCGUCGUCCGCACCGUCCAGCAGCAGCUCUGCGCCGUCCUCGUCGUCUGCGCCGUCCAGCAGCAGCUCCGCGCCGUCCUCGUCGUCCGCACCGUCCAGCAGCAGCUCUGCGCCGUCCUCGUCGUCUGCACCGUCCAGCAGCAGCUCCGCG